GUUUCGGGGUGGGUUGAGCUUGUGUUACGUGACUUUCCGGCCUGUCAGGAGAGAGGCGGCGGUAGUUGAGCUCGUUCUGGUCGCCAUUUUAUGCCGUGUUUCCCGGCCCUGUACAUUGCUCGGUCCCGGUGUAGGAGCAUCCUGCUAUACAUAGAAUAAGACUCCUAGAAGACUUGUCACCUCUGGCCCAUGAGACGUGAUUGGAAAACACAUAGCACAGAGAUAUGAAUGAACAUCCUAAGAAACGCAAAAGGAAGACCUCGUUCCCUUCUCGCUAUGCAGGACAGACUUCCGCUGCUGUUGCCUCUCCAGAUGUCACUAUUCCAGUCAAAACAAUAGAAAAUAAUGGGAUAUAUUUUGAUCACUGUUACAGUGUCUGUUCUAUAAUUCAAGCUGAUCCUAAAGUUCCAGAAUAUGAAGAAGAACAGCCGAGUACUAAUGGAGAAAGUAGAGACCUGUGCGAGUCUCCCACACUAAUCCCCCAACCAGUUCAUGAAGAUGCAGUUGUAGAAGUCCAUACAGAAGAGCCAGAGUGUGUUCCAUCCCCGGUCAUUGAGGAGGAAAUAAAAGAUGUCCCCCUUCAGAUACAGGAAAGCCCGGAAGGCAGCCCCUCCUCCAAUCUGACAGCAGCUCAGAAGUGGCCAUUGCUGAGGGCCAACAGUAGUGGCCUCUUUCGUUGUGAGCAGUGUGACUACAACAGCAAAUACUUCUCCGAUCUGAAACAGCAUAUGAUUCUGAAGCACAAGUGUGCAGAGUCUCACGUCUGCAAGGUUUGCAAGCAGACGUUUCCCAGUGAUGAGCUAUUGCUGGAACAUGGAAAAGUGCACGAAGAGGAGCAGCUGAACUGUAAGCACUGUGAAUACAAGACCUGCUCGUUUGAAAGUCUCAGCCAACAUGUAGCAGAUGCCCACUUCAAUGACUUUCUCUACUGGUGUGAGCAGUGUGACUUGCAGUUUUGCACUAGUAGUGAACUGUAUCUGCACUUUCAGGAGCACAGUUGUGAUGAACAAUAUAUAUGCCAGUUCUGUGAGCACGAGACCAAUGACCCAGAGGAUCUGCAUAGCCAUGUAGUGAAUGAGCACACGUGCCGUCUAAUAGAGUUGAGCGAUGCCUAUAACAAUGGAGGGCGUGGACAAUUCAGUCUUUUAAAUAAAAUAAGUUUUGAUAAAUGCAAGAACUUCUUUGUUUGCCAGGUAUGUGGCUUUAGCAGCAGGCUCCACACCAAUGUGAACAGGCAUGUGGCAAUCGAGCACACACGGUUUUACCCACAUGUUUGUGAUGACUGCGGUAAAGGCUUUUCUGGCAUGUUAGAAUAUAGUCAGCAUUUAAGCCUGCAUACAUCUGAAGGUGUCUACUUGUGCCAAUAUUGUGAAUACUCAACGGGCCAACUGGAGGACUUAAAAACUCACCUAGAUUUUCGGCAUUCUGCAGAUAUGCCUCAUAAGUGCAAUAGUUGCCUCCUGAGGUUUGCAUCAGAAGAUGAACUUAAGACCCAUGUUCAGACACAUGAGAGAACCUGAAUCCUUCGGGCAUCUA
Molecule: messenger RNA, 1536 nt
Organism: Hyla sarda
Lineage: Eukaryota; Metazoa; Chordata; Amphibia; Anura; Hylidae
Gene: ZNF639
Product: zinc finger protein 639
Exons: 5
Coding region: 225-1520 (431 amino acids)
Biological process (GO): regulation of transcription by RNA polymerase II
Cellular component (GO): nucleus
Molecular function (GO): RNA polymerase II transcription regulatory region sequence-specific DNA binding; DNA-binding transcription factor activity, RNA polymerase II-specific
Source: RefSeq, a predicted model, not a curated record